AUGACAUUGAGCCAGUCCAGUAGUGUCACUCCUGCCCCGCUCGACUCCGCUUGGCCACCGGCCCACAUUUGGGAAACCAUGGGUGCGGCAGACAGUGCCAGUUGGCUAGGACAGAUACAGAGAGACAGGGCUAGGCGCCUUGAAUUAGAUGUAGCAGAGACCGAUCUCCGCCGCAGAAGGCCUCGUGCGGACCUGCAAGAUGACGAUACUAUCGAAGAAAACCGUGAGCCACCCCCCGAGGUUAAGCCACUCAUCGACAUAUUCCCGGGUGUCUCUGCCGCCCUUCUUACUCGCGUCUUCGAGAGGAAGUUGAAGGCGACUGAACUCAUACGCUUCAAAGAGAAGUCAGUCACCGAGCUAGAUCAGGAGGACAGAGUCUUCAAAAUGACCGAGUCGGGAGGCACAGUAGGCUUCAAAAAGGCAGCAGCGUCGCUUAAGGACUGGGGUCCUAACCCUCAAACAUGGACGUCCUGCUUUCUUGCCUAUCUGGCGGUUGUGGGAUAUCUCUUCGGCGAGAAACAUCCUAAGGCAGUCCCCAACUUACUCAUGUUUAUGAGGCAGAUCCUGGACUUCGCUCAGACUUAUCAGUGGUCGGAAGCAGUUCUUCCACUUGCCCUUAAUUUCCAUCAAUACAUACUGGAUAAAGGAGAGCUAUCGACGGAUAACUACCUAGUCACAGGCCUAUUCCGCGAGAAAUACCUCCGCCACAAUCUCACUCUACCUGCGAAGUCACCAACAAACCCCCCAACACGGCCUCGUCAAGCCAGGAAUACCAGAUCUUCGAAUAAUGAGACAGAGAUUUGCGAUAAGUUCAAUACGACAGGGUGCUCUUGGGAAGGCUGCAAGAGACGUCACGAGUGCACGGCAUGCGGCCUAGACGAGCAUGGCGCCUCCUCCUGCCGCAAGAAGAAGUACGUUGUUUUCAAUCCCGUAUCCCUAAGCCUCAUACCGCAGGGGCAACCACCUAGGCCAAACACUGCUGUUCAAUACCCCGUUUUCAACCCAGAGCUCCGAAGAUUACAGUCCUCUCCGUCACCACUGUAUACGAAAGGCUGGAGCAAUCUUUUACGUCACUAUCCAGGCGAUCUCGGGUCCACUAUCGCUGGCAUUCUGACCUUCGGUGCCCAGGUCGGCUAUAGGGGCAAUACGCAGUUUCGCUAUUCCUCUAACCAUCACAUACACGAACCUGGUCUGAUCACAGCUAAACUAACAGAGGACCUCAACCUCGGUCGUGUUAGACCAGCCUCUGGGCCCUCCUUCGUUUCACCGCUUAGGUUAGUCUCUAAGCACGACGGGGGAUGGCGCCGUAUCCAUGAUCUCUCUUGGCCCCCUGGACAAGGCCUUAACCAGGGCAUACCGGACUCCUGGUCAGCUAUCGAAUACAUGACAAUCGACGACGUCUACGAGCAAGUCAUACAAGCUGGCCCAGGUUGCAUAAUCAUCAAGAGGGAUAUCAAGGACGCCUUCCGAAUUGUCCCCAUUGCCGAGGAUAACCAGCAUCUGCUUGCCUUCCAGUGGAACAAUUCCACUUACGUCGAAUGCUAUCUCCCCUUUGGCCUCGCAACGGCCCCGUUUCUCUUCAACCUCUUCGCCGAGGCACUCCAUUGGAUACUCCAAUGCCUCCUACCUGCAUUCUAUAUCAAUCAUUACCUAGACGACUUCAUCACAAUUGCUCGGUCUCCUUCGCCGUCCGACCCUACGGGUCCCUUCGAUAAGAUUUACAACAGGGUCACCGACUACCUCAGUAUCCCCCGCAAUACAAAAAAGGACCAGCAAGGGACAUGCGUCACAGUCCUUGGUAUCCAGAUAGACUCUAUUGCAAUGGAAGCUCGCCUGCCGCCAGAAAAGUUGUGCCGCGCCACAUUGGACGCCGCAGCCGCCCUAAACGUAGCGAGUCUCACCCUUAAGCAAACAGAGCGCCUCACAGGCUUAUUGGCCUUCUGUUCACGAGUUGUUCGGCUAGGAAGAACAAGGCUACAGUCUCUAUACACCUUCCAAGCCGCUUUCCCACAUGGGAGUAGCGGGCGCCGCCGUAUCCCUUACGAGGUACGUGACGAUUUGGAAUGGUGGAGAAACUCCUUGUCUCUCUUCAAUGGCGUACUCCUAAUUGACCCCUGCCGCCGCUCCAUCACGCAUCUCUACACAGAUGCCUCAAAUACAGGCCAGGGGCUCUUCUACUUUUCUUCCAAGUCUACAUUAGACUGCUGGCUGGCCCAUUGUCACCAGCUUCAUCCAAGCAAUGCUGCCACAUUGGCCCUUGCUCAAGACGCACAUGCGCAUAUCAAUACCAACGAAGUAGACGCUAUUCUACAGGGCUUCCUACUCUUCAGCCACCAUUGGCUCCAUCACACUCUCGUUAUCCACACGGAUAGCUCCACGGCCCACACGGGACUGAAGAAAGGCUUCCUUCAUGGUCCGCCUAACGCACCUCUGAAGAGCCUACUUAUCCUAGCGGCGGCGAGAGACAUCCAUAUCGUGCCACACUGGCUACCUUCCGGGGAAAAUAAACUAGCAGAUGCGCUCUCACGACCUCUCGGUAUUGAACCGCCCGCGUGGUUCUCUUCACGAGCUCCUCAGCUCAAUACAGGCCACCUAAAACUACUCUGGAACGGACUCAGCGCCAAUACUCGUUCCGUUUACCUCUCCGUUCAGCGCAAUUACGAAAAGCACUGCGCGCUACAGAAUAUACCCGCAUGGCCAGUUUCAAGACAUUCUUUGACUUCAUGGUUAAGCGCACGACUCCUUGGUAACGCCAGCCAAAAGGCCGUCAAGCCUGACACCGCACUUGCCGACCUAGCCGCUCUCCGAGCCUAUCAUAUCGAUAACUUCCUUGACGAUAAACUCUUCAACAACAAGCAUUUUCGGCGUCUCAUAGACGGCGCGAGAAGACUUAACCCUACCACAAAAGUGCGGGCCAGAAAACCGAUUUCGCGUGACACUAUCACGAAACUAUCCGCGGGCCUCGCCACACUCCCGUUACGGCCCUUAGAAAUGCCUGCAAACCUUCUAGACGACCUGAACUUCGCAACCGCGUGCCGGGUAGCAUUUGCGGGGUUUCUCCGCCUCGGAGAAUUCACCUACAAGACUGAAGACCUCAGCACACGUUCUAUCUUCUCAGCCACAAAGUUAACGCGCUCCGACGUCAGAUUCUCGUCCUCGUUAGAUCACGCACAACUCACACUCAAGCGCAGUAAGACUGACCGCCGCCACGAAGGAGUGCAAAUUAUUCUUGCAAAGACGGGGGACGGGGCAUGCCCAGUUGAUGCGCUUCAGAAGCUGCUACUCCUCGACCCUAGAGGGCCCGACGCCCCAUUGUUCUCCUUCCACAGAAGACCAUUCAGUCGUAGCAACUUCCUCUCAACCUUGUCUACUAAGCUAAGAGCGCUCGGGAUACAGACAGACGGCUACUCGGGUCACAGCUUUCGGAAGGGCGCGGCUCAGCAUGCGCACGAUAGUGGGAUACUCGACGACCAGAUCCAGAUGCUAGGGAGGUGGACUUCGGAGGCGUUCAGGGUGUAUUUUACGACGAACGCGUCAGUCCUGUACAAGCUUAAUCGCCAGUUCCAGAUAGGCUCGCCGGCUCCGCUGUCUCUGCAGAUUCCACCACCGUCCCCUCCACCAUCCUAG
This is a messenger RNA of Penicillium brasilianum, 3627 nucleotides long. NCBI's taxonomy places the organism in Eukaryota, Fungi, Ascomycota, Eurotiomycetes, Eurotiales, Aspergillaceae. The record is from the annotation of a GenBank genome assembly.